Crotalus tigris (Tiger rattlesnake) is the source of this 8457-nucleotide messenger RNA. Its product is annotated as sortilin-related receptor-like. Gene Ontology annotation, molecular function: protein binding. Gene Ontology annotation, cellular component: membrane; Golgi apparatus. The record is from RefSeq and is a predicted model, not a curated record. The coding region runs from base 172 to 6831 and encodes 2219 amino acids. NCBI's taxonomy places the organism in Eukaryota, Metazoa, Chordata, Lepidosauria, Squamata, Viperidae. Gene Ontology annotation, biological process: post-Golgi vesicle-mediated transport; protein targeting to lysosome; protein retention in Golgi apparatus. The transcript is spliced from 48 exons.
GGCCCUAAGGGGGUUGCCCCGGCCGGGCGCGGCGCCUGCAGCCGCGGGGGCUCCUCCGUGGCGCGCGCCGCAGAGCCGAGCAUCCCCGGGCUGGCACAUUCUCUCCGGGCGGCGGCGCCCCACUUGGCCGCUGCCGAGCGCGCAGAGCCGGCGGAGGAGCGGGCGAGGAACAUGGCGACAGGCGCCGGCGGGAAGCCCGGCUCUGCCCCGGCCGCCCUUCGGCCGGUGCUGCUGCUGCUGCUGCUGCUCGCGGGGCCCCUCCGGCCGGCCCCCCCCGCCGCCGCCUCCCCCUCUCCUCGGCGGAGCCUGCGGUUGCAGGGCGCCCUGACCCCGCGGCCCCAGGAUCGGGGCUUCGCGCUGCUGCAGGCUCCGGAUCCCCCCGGCCCCGGACAGCCCCCGCGGCGGAGAAGGAGCGCCCAGCCGUCCCCGCCGCCCCCGCCGCCGCCGGAGGAGCCGGUGAAGGUGUACGGCCAGGUUAGCUUGAACGAUUCACACAAUCAAAUGGUGGUUCACUGGGCUGGAGAGAAGAGCGAUGUGAUUGUAGCUUUGGCCCGGGAUAGCUUGGCAUUGCCAGGUCCCAAAUUUAGUGAUGUUUAUAUAUCCUAUGAUUAUGGGAAAACGUUUAAAAAGAUAUCCGAAAACUUUGGUUUUGGCCCAGGGAAUUCCAGCCAAGCUGUGAUUGCUCAGUUCUACCACAGUCCAGCCGACAACAAAAGGUAUAUUUUUGUCGAUGCGUUCUCCCAGUACCUCUGGCUCACCAUGGAUUUUUGUACCACCAUUCAAGGCUUCCCAAUUCCAUUUAAAGCCGCAGACCUCCUCCUGCACAGCCACCUCCCCAAUCUUGUCCUGGGAUACGACCGAUCCCAUCCCAACAAACAGCUAUGGAAAUCGGAUGAUUUUGGGCAAACCUGGAUUAUGAUUCAUGAACACGUGAAGACGUUUGCUUGGGGUGUGGAGCCGUAUGAUAAGCCAAACACAAUUUACAUUGAGCGGCAUGAACCUAAUUUGUCCUCCACAGUCCUCCGCAGCACGGAUUUCUUCCAGACGCGGGAAAAUAAAGAGAUUUUGCUGGAAGAGGUUGAGGACUUCCAGCUGAGGGACAAAUAUCUCUUUGCAACGAAAUCUGGGCCUCUGUCAGGGGAUCAGCUACAAACAUCUGUUCAGCUGUGGGUCUCCUUUAACCGGAAGCCAAUGCAGGUUGCACAGUUUGCAACAAGACACCCCAUUAAGGAAUAUUAUAUUGCUGACACUUCUGAAGACCAGGUGUUUGUGUGCGUCACUUAUAGUAACAACAGCACGAGCCUCUAUAUCUCCGAAGCUGAAGGUCUGCACUUUUCACUGACUUUGGAGAACAUCCUGUAUUACAGUCCUGGUGGAGCAGGGAGUGACACCUUAGUAAGAUACUUCGCAAGCGAGCCUUUUGCCGACUUCCACCGUGUUGAGGGCAUUCCAGGGGUCUAUAUCACCACUUUGAUCAACGGCUCGUUCAGCGACGAGAACAUGCGCUCGGUCAUCACCUUCGACAAAGGUGGGACUUGGGAAUUUCUCCAGCCUCCAGAGUAUACUCACUAUGGCGAAAAGAUAAAUUGUGAGCUUUCUUUGGGUUGUUCACUUCACCUGGCCCAAAGACUCAGCCAGCUCCUCAACUUCCAGUUACGCAGGAUGCCCAUCCUAUCCAAGGAAUCUGCUCCCGGACUGAUCAUUGCAACAGGUUCUGUGGGGAAGAACAUGGCAAGUAAAAUGAACGUCUACAUUUCCAGCAGUGCGGGCGUCAGGUGGCAGGAGGUCCUGUCUGGACCCCAUUAUUACUCCUGGGGAGACCACGGGGGCAUCCUCAUGGCCGUGACACAGGGGUCAGAAACAAACCAGCUGAAGUAUAGUACGAAUGAAGGGGAAACUUGGAAAACCUUCAAGUUCUCCGAAAAGCCAGUCUUUGUGUAUGGCCUGCUGACAGAACCGGGCGAGAAAAGCACCAUCUUCACCAUCUUUGGAUCUUACAAAGAAAACGGCCACAGUUGGCUGAUUUUGCAGAUCAACACCACGGACGUCCUCGGGGUUCCUUGCACAGAAAACGAUUAUAAGCUGUGGUCUCCCUCCGAUGAACGUGGGAACGAGUGUCUCCUGGGACACAAGACAGUCUUCAAAAGACGGACGCCUCAUGCCACGUGUUUCAACGGGGAAGAUUUUGAUCGACCGUUCCUGGUCUCCAAUUGGUCCUGCACUAGGGAAGAUUACGAGUGUGAUUUUGGCUUCAAGCUAAGUGAGGACCUAUCAUUAGAAGUUUGCAUUCCAGAUCCCGAGUUUGCUGGAAAACUUUUCUCUCCUCCUGCGCUGUGCCCGGUUGGGUCAACCUACAAGAAAACCCGAGGUUACCGCAAGAUAUCCGGCGACACGUGUUCUGGGGGUGACGUAGAGGCCCGGUUAGAAGGGGAAACGGUACCCUGUCCAUUAGCAGAGGAAAAUGAGUUCAUCUUGUAUGCAACAAGGUAUUCCAUUCAUCGGUACGAUCUCUCAUCUGGGCUGACCGAAGAUUUGCCUUUGACCGGGCUGCGUGGGGCGGUGGCCCUUGACUUUGAUUACAGCCACAACUGCCUCUACUGGGCUGAUGUAACUCUUGAAAUCAUCCAGCGUCUCUGUCUCAACGGAAGUUCUGGGCAGGAAGUGAUCAUCGGCACUGGCCUGGAGACAGUCGAAGCAUUGGUCUUCGAGCCCAUCAGUCAACUGCUUUACUGGGUGAACGCCGGCAUCCCCAAAAUCGAGGUGGCCAAUCCAGACGGGGACUUGCGUCUUACCAUUUUAAAUUCCUCGGUGCUUGAGCGACCCCGGGCCCUAACUCUGGUGUCCAAAGAAGGGCUGAUGUUCUGGACAGACUGGGGGGAUUCCCGGCCGGGUAUUUAUCGAAGCGAAAUGGAUGGCUCCUCUGCUUCUUGCAUCGUCUCCGAGGGAGUAAAGUGGCCAAAUGGGAUUUCGGCAGAUGACCGUUGGAUCUACUGGACCGAGGCCUACAUGGACAGGAUUGAGCGGGUCGAUUUCAAUGGCAGGCAGAGAUCAGUGAUCUUGGAUAGCCUUCCUCAUCCCUAUGCCAUUGCUGUGUUUAAGAAUGAUAUUUAUUGGAACGAUUGGUCGCAACUGAGCAUCUUCAGAGCCUCCAAACACAACGGAGCCAGAAUGGAGACCUUGGUUGACCAUCUCAACAGUGUGAUGGACAUGAAAAUCUUCUACCACGGAAAGAGUGCAGGGAAGAACGCAUGUGCGGACAAGCCAUGCAGCCUGCUGUGUUUGCCCAGGGCUAACAAUAACUACAGUUGUCGAUGCCCUGAUGGAGUCACCAGCCACGUGCUCCAAUCGGGGGAGAUGAGAUGUGAUUGUCCACCCAACUAUCACUUGAAGAAUGGCACCUGCGUAAAAGAAGAAAACACCUGUCUCUCCAACCAGUACAGAUGCUCAAAUGGGAAUUGCAUUAAUAACAUCUGGAAAUGUGACAAUGACAACGACUGUGGGGACAUGAGCGAUGAAAAAAACUGCCCAACCACUGUGUGUGAUCCUGACACCCAAUUCCGUUGCCACGAAUCAGGAACCUGUGUCCCCCUGUCCUAUAAGUGUGAUCUGGAGGAUGAUUGUGGAGACAGUAGCGACGAGAGCCACUGUGAAGCCCACCAGUGUCAGAACGAUGAAUUCAGCUGCAAUUCGGGGAUGUGUAUCCGUCUCUCGUGGAAAUGUGACGGUGACAAUGACUGUCGGGAUUGGUCGGAUGAAGCAAACUGCACGGCUGUUCAUCACACUUGUGAAGCCUCCAGUUUCCGCUGUCAAAAUGGGCACUGCAUCCCCCAAAGAUGGGCUUGUGACGGAGAUAUGGAUUGUCAAGAUGGAACGGACGAAGACCCCGUCAGUUGUGAGAAGAAAUGCAACGGUUUUCAGUGCUCAACGGGGGUGUGCAUCCCUUCUAGCAAGCGGUGCAAUGGGGCACGGGACUGUUCGGAUGGCUCAGAUGAACAACACUGUGAAUCCCUCUGUACACGCUACAUGGAUUUCAUGUGCAAGAACCGGCAACAGUGCCUGCUGCGCUCCAUGGUAUGUGACGGCACCGUGCAUUGCCGCGAUGGCUCGGAUGAAGAUCCCGCCUAUGCCGGGUGUUCCCAGGAUCCAGAGUUCCAUCGCACUUGUGACCAGUUCAGCUUCCAGUGUCAGAACGGCGUGUGUGUCAGCUUGGUGUGGAAAUGUGACGGCACCGAUGAUUGUGGAGAUUACUCGGACGAGGCAAACUGUGAAAACCCAACUGAAGCCCCCAGCUGUUCUCGGUACUUCCAGUUCCAGUGUGACAAUGGCCACUGCAUCCCCAACCGAUGGAAGUGUGAUCAAGAAAACGACUGUGGCGAUUGGUCGGAUGAGAAGUCGUGUGGGGGCUCUGCAGUCAUCGCCAUCACCACGGCAACUCCUGCCACGUGUGCCCCAAAUCACUUCCGGUGUAAUAGCGGGACGUGUAUCAUGAACAGCUGGGUUUGCGAUGGAUACCGAGAUUGUGCUGAUGGAUCCGAUGAGGAGGCCUGCCCCACUGCACCUGUCGGUGCCAGUUCCACGUCUGCCAGUGUCCAUGGACGUUGCAGCCGCUUUGAAUUUGAGUGCCAGCAGACCAAGAAGUGUGUCCCAAAUUGGAAACGCUGCGAUGGCUUGAAAGAUUGUCAAGACGGCACGGAUGAACUCAACUGCCCGACUCACAGCACCUUGUUAUGCCCUAGUGGAUUCAGAUGUGAAGAUGGGGAGGCCUGCAUCAUGAAGAUGGAACGAUGUGACGGUUUUCUGGAUUGUCCAGAUAGCAGCGAUGAAAAGAACUGUACUGAUGAUACUCUUGUCUAUAAGGUUCAGAACCUUCAGUGGACAGCUGACUUUUUAGGCAACAUCACUUUAUCCUGGGCUCAGCCGAAGAAGAUGCCUCUCUCUUCCUGUGUCUACAAUAUCUACUACAGGAUGGUGGGAGAAAGCAUGUGGAAAUCGGUGGAAACCCACAGUAGCAAAACCAACACCAUCUUGAAAGUACUGAAGCCAGAUUGCACCUAUCAAGUCAAGGUCCAGGUCCAGUGCCUGAGCAAAGUAUACAACACCAACGAUUUCAUAGUCUUACGGACCCCUGAAGGACUUCCAGAUCCCCCCUGCCAUCUUCAACUGCAGCUGAAGAAAGAAGCUGAAGGCAUUGUGGUUUGCCAAUGGGCCCCUCCCGCAAAUGCCCAUGGUCUAAUCAGAGAAUAUGUUGUGGAAUACAGCAGAGCUGGAUCAAAGGAGUGGUCUUCUGUGAGGGCUCCCACCAACUAUUCAGAAGUUGAGAUGUUGCAAGUCAACGCCUUAUACGUUUUCAGAGUUGCUGCAGUAACGAGCCGUGGCGUGGGCAACUGGAGCGAUUCCAAAUCCAUACGAACUAUAAAAGGCAAAGUGAUUCCUCCUCCAACGAUCCACAUCGAUAAUUACGAUGAAAACUCCAUAAGCUUCACCCUCAGACUAGACGCCAAUAUUCAGGUGAACGGUUACGUCGUGAAAAUUUUCUGGACUUUUGACACCCACCGACAAGAAAAAAGAUCAUUCUUUAUAGAUGGAGGGAAGUCGGCCCAAACAGUGAGGAACCUGACUGCUCAGACACCGUAUGAAAUUUCUGCCUGGGCUAAGACGGAACUGGGGGACAGCCCGCUCUCUUUCGCACACGUGGUGACCCGCGGCACAAGGCCCUUCCCCCCCAGCCUGAAGGCCAAAGCGGUCAACCAGACGGCCGUUGAAUGCAACUGGAGCGGGCCAAGGAAUGUGAUAUAUGGCAUAUUUUAUGCCACGUCUUUCCUGGAACUCUACCGGAAUCCUAGCAAUGCAACCACAGCUCUCCACAACAUGACUGUGAUUGUUAACAGAGAUGAGCAGUAUCUAUUCCUGGUGCGAGUUAUUUCUCCCUACCAAGGACCACCUUCAGAUUACAUUGUUGUGAAGAUGAUUCCUGACAAUCGCCUUCCCCCUCGGCACCUUCACGCUGUCCACCUAUCAAAAACAUUUGCCAUCAUUAAAUGGGAGUCACCUUACGAUUCCCCAGACCAAGAUAUGCUGUAUGCAGUAGCUGUGAAAGAUUUAAUAAGAAAGACAGAUCGGAGCUAUAAGGUGAAGACCCGAAACAGCACGGUGGAAUAUACUAUCAAAAAACUGGAUCCUGGUGGAAGAUACCACAUUGUUAUACAGCUAGGAAACAUGAGCAAGGAAGCUAAUUUGAAAAUCAACACAGUUUCCUUGGCUGCGCCUGACGCUUUAAAGAUUAUCCCAGAAAAUGACCACAUCUUGUUGUUUUGGAAGAGUUUAGCCUUAAAAGAAAGCCAAUUUAAUGAAAGCCGGGGAUAUGAGGUGCAUAUGUUUGACAGUGGGACCAAUACCACAUCGUACCUGGGGAAUACUACAGAGAACGUCUUCAAGGUUUCCCACCUGAAGGCCGGCCACAAUUACUCCUUCACGGUGCAAGCAAGAUGUCUCUAUGUUGGGCAGAUGUGUGGAGAGCCUGCAACUCUUCUCUUCAGUGAGAUGGGAAGAGAUAGAGAGGCCACUGCAUCCAUAUUGGGCAAAUCAAAGGAUGUUGCUGCCAUCGUGGUACCAGUCUUAUUUCUUCUACUAGUGAUGGUGGGCGUUGGGUUUGUGGUCCUGUACAUGAGGCAUCGAAGACUUCAAAAUAGCUUCACAGCCUUUGCCAACAGUCACUACAGCUCCCGACUAGGCUCUGCCGUUUUCUCCUCUGGAGAUGAUUUAGGAGAUGAAGACGACGAAGCCGCGAUGAUUACGGGUUUUUCAGACGACGUCCCCAUGGUAAUAGCAUGAAGAAGGCUUCUGAUUCCGGAAAGCAAAAACAAACAAACAUAAAGUGGUGUAAAUAUUUUAUUUGAUAAAGAAAAAAAAAAGUCAACUGUUUAUUUUAAAAAAAAAAACAAAACUAAAAAGCACUUUUGAGUUGCAAUACAUUAUUUUUGUAUCGGCUGCAAAAAAAAAAGAAAACUAAAAAGAAGUAACGAUUACACUUUGUAGCACACUGCUGUGAAAUUUCAAAUCAGGUUGAUUAGCGAGCGUUUUCUGUGGUUGGGGUUUCUUUCCUUCUUCUUCUUCUUUUCCAAACUUCACUUUAGUCUUAUGCCUCCUGGGCACACCUUUUGAUUCGGUGAGGUCUUUCCCAUUGGCAAUGACUUUGAUCCUCUGAGAACCUGUGAAUAGUUGGGAAUCUUGGGACAGUUUGGCUCUGAAGAAGUCAGAUGGAAACCAAAGGAUAGUAGCUUGUCCUUAAGAGAGUCCUUCUUUGCAAUGUGAGCUAAUGAAAUGGUAUUGCCAGGUUCUUCGUUGCCCUGUGUUCCACAGAUCACUGAGUAUGCUGGGCAUUGCAUGAGACAGAAAUAUUUCCAAUUUCAUUUGUUUUUUUCCUGGGUUAGACCCCUGCAGGCAUUUCCCCACCUUUUGAUAUGAAGUAAUGAGUCACACAAGAGACUGGACAUUGUUGAAUUGUUGUCCAUGGCAGCCAUAGGAUGCCAGCCCCUUAUUUCUAGUUUGACCUCUGCAAGUUGACUUAGAUAUUAUUCAGAGAUUUGUAGUAAUCUUGUGGGGAGAACACUGAUCUUCUUCUUCUAAUGAUUUGGAUUCUCACUUUUUGGAAGCAGACAUCUCUAGUUUUGGCUCACUUGAACACCAAGCGUAGGUAAGAUUCCUAAAGAAGUAAAAGGAGGAGAAAAGCACUCCGAAGAUGUGCUGAAACCUUGCUGCUACAAACCCCUGAGGUUUUCAGGGAUAUUGGCUUAAAAUCUAUACCCCAGAGUUAUGAAUUUACUUUAAAAUGACCUCGUUCUCUCAGGAUCAAUCUCAACCAUCUUCAGGUUUUCUUUCUCUGAGUGUUUAUUUUUCCUAAGCAAAAAAAAAAAAAAAAAGUUAUUUUAAAAAAAUGUUUAGGAAAUCUAUAAUUUUAUCUAUAUCUGUCUAUAAAGAGAGAAGGAAUAGUUCCUAAAGAUUUUACAUUGACUGAAAGAUAAAAAAAAUAUUUGUAUUAUGUUUUAUAGGAGGGGUGGGGUUUUGUUUCUGGGUUUUGUUUUUUUUAAUUUUUGGUCGGUUCAAUUAAUUUAUUAGGAAAUCUGCUUUUGAUCAGAGUUCCAAAUUCUCAGCCAUGCACAUGAUUGUUGGUUAGCAACACGACACUUUAAUCUAUUUUUGCAAAACGCUGGAUUGUUCUGUUUGUUUUCUGUCUCCUGUAGUUGCAUCAGGCAUGAUUGCCUCAGUAAAACACAAUCACAACCUUUUUUUGAAAAAAAAAAAUCUCUGAAUACUUUUUCAUGCUUUGUGAGAAAGUAAAAAGGUCAGGCGGGUAGAAUGAAAAUCUUACGAAGUUGUCACACUGAGGGCUUAAAUGCUUUCUGCAGAUUACUUUGCACGUGUUCGUAGAUGCAAAAACAAACAAAAGGUUCAACAAGU